Cynoglossus semilaevis (tongue sole) is the source of this 3217-nucleotide messenger RNA. RefSeq names its product equilibrative nucleoside transporter 2-like. The transcript has 13 exons. Gene Ontology annotation, cellular component: basolateral plasma membrane; plasma membrane. Lineage: Eukaryota; Metazoa; Chordata; Actinopteri; Pleuronectiformes; Cynoglossidae. The coding region runs from base 235 to 1620 and encodes 461 amino acids. Gene Ontology annotation, biological process: guanine transport; thymine transport; hypoxanthine transport. Gene Ontology annotation, molecular function: nucleoside transmembrane transporter activity. The record is from RefSeq and is a predicted model, not a curated record.
UAGUAGAAGGAGAACUGUACGCGUUUUACUGGUAAUCGUUUUAACCGUCAUAUCAGUUCCGCCACGUGUGUAAUGGUGGGAGGAUAUAACAAGUCUUUGCCAACAGGUGGUGUGUUUUUCGGAAAUAUUCGGAUGAAGGCAAAGCUCGUUUUUCUUACGUUGAGACCAGCAUGAAAAGGCAGUGAUAACGACACCAGUGUUUGUAUCAGUUUGACAAGAGCAACCUACAUUAGGAUGAAGGGACGAACGGAAAUCCCACAGGACAGGGGUUGUUUAGUUGGAGUCUGUUUUUUUAUUUUGGGCCUGGGAACGCUGCUACCAUGGAACUUCUUCAUGACUGCAUCAUUGUAUUUCCAAGACCGUCUAAAUUCCACGGUGUCGUUUAAUGGCAGCAUGGUGGUCAAGGACGAAUAUUACUUCAACAACUGGAUGACGCUGCUUUCCCAGCUGCCCCUACUGCUCUUCACCUUGCUCAACUCCUUCCUCUACCAGAGGAUAUCGGAGGCAGUGCGUAUUGCCGGCAGUCUUGUUUUCAUUCUGCUGCUCUUCAUUCUCACGGCAGUGCUGGUCAAAGUGCCGAUGGAGGAUAAGGACCAGUUCUUCUCAGUUACCAUGGCAACAAUCUGGUUCAUCAACUCAUUUGGUGCCGUCCUGCAGGGCAGUCUGUUCGGCCUGGUCGGUCAACUGCCUCAGAAGUACAGCACUAUUUUCAUGAGCGGCCAGGGUCUGGCUGGGACGUUCGCGGCCAUCGCCAUGCUGCUCGCCAUUGGCAGCGAAGCGGACUCUGAGACAGCAGCACUGGGUUACUUCAUCACGCCAUGUGUUGGCACAAUAGCCACGCUCUUCAGCUACCUUCUUCUACUUCGUCUGGAGUUUGCUCAGUAUUAUUUGAACAAAAGCCGCAGGUAUGAGGCCGGGGCAACAGACGAGCUGUUGAAAGAUAGCACCACGACGGAGAAGCUGAACGGCCAUUCCAACUCUACUGCGAGCAACAGCGGCGGCAGAGCUGAGGCCCAGAUGUCAUCCGGUCCAGAUGGGAACAAGCAGGCCUUCCUGUCCCUGGAUCAGGGGGAGGAGAAGACUCAGGCCAAAGCCUCCGUCAUGGCAGUGUUUAAAAAGAUCUGGGUGAUGGCGUUCUGUGUGACGUUUGUGUUCACAGUCACUCUGUCUGUGUUUCCUGCCGUCACGGCCGACGUCAAAACGUCUUUCCCAGGAAAAUGGGAGCGCUACUUCCUGUCCGUCUGCUGCUUCUUAACGUUCAACAUCAAUGACUGGCUGGGACGUACCAUCACCACCUUCUUACGCUGGCCUCGUAAAGAGUCUCUCCUCUUCCCAAUCCUGGUCAUCUCCAGGGUGGUCUUCAUCCCUCUGCUCAUGCUCUGUAAUGUCCAGGUGCGCUCCUACAUGCCCGUCUACUUCCCCCAUGACGCUGCCUUCACUGCUAUCAUGACUUUCUUCUCCGUGUCCAGUGGAUACUUUGUUUGUCUCUCCAUGUCCUACGCGCCACAGUUGGUGGAGUCGAAAGAUGCAGAGACUGCUGGAGCACUGAUGACCUUCUUUUUGGCCCUGGGGCUGUCAUUAGGAGCUGCCUUGUCCUUCCCCCUGAGAGCCGUGGUGUAGACACACACAGUCACACACAUGCAGAAAUAUAGAUUAGUGUGGUCCAUUGUCUGUCUAAGUACCCAGCAAAAGUCAAAAGUAAAAAACACUUGAAUUUGUGGAGCAGCUCUGCCCAUAUGAGCAGUAUGAUGAAUUAACUGUUUUGUCUAAAGAACAAAAAGAUUUCAAUUAUACAUUUGUUUGUUUCUUUGUGUUGUUACUCUCUUUUCCCCUACCUUAUGGGUUUACGAUAUUAAUGUUCGUGUUCUAUACGUUAGGGCAUUAUCAUCAGCUGAUCAGGUGUAGACAAAGGGAAAAUAUUUAGCUACGGGCUUAAUUUUUUCUGCUGAAUUCUACUUCUAGAUUUGGAAACCUUUUUACUCUUAAUAUUCAUAAGUUUGUGUAGACAGUAGUUUAUAGUUAAAGUUUAUUUUUGGUACUAUUGUAGUUGUUAUAUGCCGUAGAUUUCUAGCAUUUUUUUUGCCACAGAAGGUUAACAAAUGGGAAAUGCUAAUGGGAAACCAAGGCCCCGGCCGCACUGGAGCUGCACACUUUAUUUUUGUAAGUUUAUAGAAAAAUCUAUUAAAACGCUUUGUAUCCAAUUUGAAAUUGGAUAUAAAGCAUUUUAAUUUAUUAUUCAAGUAAUUCAUUUUUAAAGAUACAGGGAGCUUGACAGAUUAAUGCAAAUUAGUAUUUAUGAAGGUUCUGCGUGUGUUUGUUGUUGCCCCCUCCUGGUCAGGGGUUGCAAGACAUUUCUGGAUUGUUCAAAACGUUUAAAAAAUAAAUGUAAACAAUUCUGUGAUGAGAUUUAAAAUGAUCCUAUCAGACAGUGUCACUUAUUUAGUUGAUGUUUCCAGUAAACAAGUGAAACUCGUGUGUAUUUUGUGUAAUGAUGCUCUUGUUUCUUUUGAGACAUUAAAAGCAGUUUGAGCUGAUGUGCGUAUAAGAAUAAUUGCGUUUGGGGGAAAAAAAAGUGACAAUUUUGUAUUUAUAUGUAUAUUAACGACUCUAAUGAUGUGGAAUAGUAUUGAUUUUUUUUCCCUUGUUGCAAAACAUUUGUACAUCUGUAUUGGAUCAUAAAAAUGCUGACAUUUUGCCAUGUAAAGCUAAAUUGUAUUUAUUCUGACAUUGUUUCACAUCUGUUAACAUCUCUGUUUUUUUUUCUGUUUACGCCCCAUUUCUUUUCUUCUUUUUUUUUCUUUGACUAGACAAACUUAGUUUUUGAUGUAAGAAAAUGUAGUCAUAUAACUGAGACCAUUAGUGCUGCUUUGAAAUGAACUAAGGGCUGAGACUGUUUGAAUUACUAAUCACAAUUGUGGUGACAGCCUAUACAAUGCUAAUUCCAUACCCAAAAUCCACUGGAUUACAUUUAAGAAUAACAAAUGCCCUUGAUGUAAGCCAUUGUCUUCAGACUGUUGCAGCAAAUCUGCUGUUAACACGUGAAGGUCCCCAGUGUGGAAUCAAAAAGGUUCCAUUUAUUUUUUAUGGAUGUUACACAGCAGCAGGGGCAUAAGUUGUGUCUCAUCAGUCGCACAAAAGGGAAUACGUGCCUAUGUAUGUUGGAAUGUCUAUCUGUACAUACAGUAGUGUACAUUAAAAUGGAUAGUUGCAACCACAA